AUGUUAGUUUGUGGAGCAAAAUGUGUCUCUCACUCUCCUCAUCCUCCUCCAUUUCAAUCCAGAUGCUCAAACCGACCCGCUGUUAUUCUCCCGGGGUUAGGAAACAAUUCAGGUGACUACCAGAAAUUGGAGGCAACUCUGAACAAUAAGUACGGCGUGUCCACCGUGGUGGCUAAAGUAUCGAGACUUGACUGGUUCCGAAAUGCUGCGGGCUUGAUUGAUCCCAACUACUGGCGUGGCACUCUUCAACCAAGCCCUGUCCUCGAUUGGUAUUUGAAAAGAGUUCAUGAUGCCGUUCAAGAGGCCAUUGAUUUAGCACCACCAGCUUCCACUUUAUCUUUGAUUGGCCACUCAGCAGGAGGAUGGCUCGCACGCCUCUAUAUGGAACAAUUUGGAGUCUCCAAUAUAUCCUUGUUAUUGACUCUUGGUACCCCUCACCUCCCAGCUCCAAAAGGUGUUCCUGGUGUUAUAGAUCAAACCAGGGGUCUCCUUGAUUAUGUUGAACAAUAUUGCUCUAAGCCUGUUUAUACCCCGGAACUCAAAUAUGUAUGUAUAGCAGGAAGGUAUAUUGAAGGGGCUCCACUUUUUGCCAAUUCUAAUCCAACUCUAGAGCCUCUGAUUCCUACUACUGUUACGGAAGCUGCAACUGCAACCACCUCUUCUCCUAACAUAACUUUACGUGCUCGCUUUGUUGGCCAAGGAUACAAGCAGGUUUGCGGGAAAGCAGAUGUAUGGGGCGAUGGCGUUGUGCCACAACUAUCAGCUCAGCUUGAGGGUGCACUUAACAUUAGUCUGGAUGGAGUUUAUCACUCACCACUUGGUUCAGAUGAUGCCACUAGACCAUGGUAUAAAGUUGAAAAUCUCCUAGAAAAUCCAUAUGAAGUUUUGAUGACGACAACAAUACUUAAAGUCGGUGAAAAUAAUUUUCAACUCGUUGAAGAUGGUAACCUAACAAGCAGUUCUAUAGAACUCUUAUGCAGAAGCUUGCAUCCCAUACAAGCGGUUACAUAUAACCCUUGUGCAGAAGCUAACAUUGAGAUUUAA
This is a messenger RNA of Vicia faba (fava bean), 1044 nucleotides long. The record is from the annotation of a GenBank genome assembly. Lineage: Eukaryota; Viridiplantae; Streptophyta; Magnoliopsida; Fabales; Fabaceae.